GUAGCAACGUUCAUUAGCACACUUUUAGCACUUUGUUAUAUAACUUUUGUGGAUAAUGAAGUGAUUGAAAAUGCUGCAUUACGCACCUUGUAAUGAAACGUUUGGUUACUGAAGUGUUUAAAAAUGCUGCUUAAAUGUGUGUGUAUGUAUAUACACUAAACUAUAAAAAGAAUACAUAUUUUUAGAACACCAUUCAAAAUAAAUGUUUCAGUUUCGGAUGAACUGUUCCUUUAAGAGACUUGAGUUUAUAACGGUGCACAGGAAUGUGGAGAAUCCAUCUCUAGGGUCUCUCAGAAUCAUAUGACUGAAAUAUUGUUGGCUGGACUCAUGAACGCGCUUUAUUCACUUCUUAGAGAAGAAACAAGCGAAGAUAUCGCAGCAGCAUCAUUUAUCACAGAACCACGUCACUCUCAAACUUUUGAUGAAAACCUGAGCCAGCGAGAUUCAAGCCUCUUCUUUUUUUCUUCCUGGAGGAUAUCUGGGUCGGCGGGGAGAGAUGCAGACGGGAUUUAAAUUAAAUUUGACCCCCGUUAAAGAGCCUCUGGGUUUUGUGAAAGUCGUGGAGUGGCUCGCGGCUGUGCUUGCAUUCGGGUCCUGUGGAGGAUAUACUGGCAGAAAUUUGGUUUCCAUCUUCUGCGGCGGAAGCACUAAUGAAACCCUCAGUGCCACUUUCACCUACCCUUUCAGGUUAAACCAGGAGCUGCUGGUGGAGAACAACACCACUCUUUGCAAUUGCACAGUUCCUGCAACCCAUCUUGUGGGAGACUCGUCGUCCUCGGUGGAGUUUUUCGUGGCUGAGGCCGUCUUGGCUUUCCUCUAUUCAAUGGUGGCUCUGCUGGUCUAUCUGGGCUACAUGCAUGUGUACAGAGACUCAGACUUCGGCCCUAUGUUUGAUUUCGUGCUGACAGCAAUCUUUGCGUUCCUGUGGCUGGUGUGCUCGUCUGCCUGGGCUCGAGGUCUGCAGACGGUGAAGGACGCCACUGGUACGGCUGGCAUUGAAUCCACUCUGGCGCUCUGUAUGGACAGAGAUGUCAAAUGUGAAGUCACUGAGUUCGCCAGCAUGCGCUCGCUCAAUAUAUCUGUGAUAUUUGGUUUCUUGAGUCUCAUCAUAUGGGCUGGGAACACCUGGUUUGUGUAUAAGGAGACGAGCUGGCACUCUCAGAAGGUCAACGCUCAACAAGCAGCAGGACGGGGUCCAAAUCCAGCACCCAUCUAAACAAUUACCCCCAAAGCCCACCGUAGUCUUUAUGAAAAACACAGUAACAGUUUAUGCUUUACGCAGUUUGUCUAUAAGGACAAUAAUCAUAUGACUGCCGUGUUAAUUUGUGAGAUUUCUCUCUUCUCCUUCUCUGUUUUAUAUCUUUUGAUUUCUUGCAUACUUGAAGAAAAUAUAUUUUUUUUUUUACCUUGGUCACAUUUUAUUAGCAUGCUUUUUUAUUUUUUUUUACUUUUAAUGGAAAUACAACAGGUUUUGCAAAUGUACUAUUACAAUAUAUUUUACUUUUGUGAUCUAUUUUUAUUGUCAAAUCAGUUUUGUUUUUUGCAUUAAAAAAAAAAACAGUUUCUUCUUUCUUACCCAAUUCCUUGUUGCGUUUAUAUUAUCUAUGACAUUUUUAUUCAGUAUAUUAAGCUUUGGUAGCAUUUUUAAUGGUGCUGGAGUUUUGUUUUGGAAGGUUUUCUCUCUUUUCUUUAGGGAAGCAUUGUUCUCCUUCCACUGAAAUGUCAUUUUUGGUGAAUAAAACUGACUGUGAAGUGCACUUGGUAGUGUUUGUAUACAUGCAGGACUUUGUGCUUCUGGGGAGAAAGUGUGAUUUCUUACUCAGAUAAAUCCUGGCUUCCUUCUGGUAUAAUGGCACUUUUGUUAAAUCAGCAUUUGUCAAAAGAACAAACAAAACAUUAUCUGUAAUUGUUGCGUUACAGCGCCACCUGCUGGCGAUGAUGAGACGAUGACUUUCUCAUGACAGCUGCUUGUGUAACGAUUCGUC
Molecule: messenger RNA, 1985 nt
Organism: Cyprinus carpio (common carp)
Lineage: Eukaryota; Metazoa; Chordata; Actinopteri; Cypriniformes; Cyprinidae
Product: synaptophysin-like protein 1
Cellular component (GO): synaptic vesicle membrane; synaptic vesicle
Source: RefSeq, a predicted model, not a curated record